Guyanagaster necrorhizus is the source of this 2493-nucleotide messenger RNA. RefSeq lists its product as uncharacterized. The record is from RefSeq and is a predicted model, not a curated record. Lineage: Eukaryota; Fungi; Basidiomycota; Agaricomycetes; Agaricales; Physalacriaceae. Bases 1 to 2493 code for a protein of 830 amino acids. The transcript is spliced from 2 exons.
AUGAUAGCGCGCGGUCGUUCUCGCGAAGUUUCGCGGGCAGCGCUGGCGAGGAGGUCCUCUGAAGAGAGGCUUUCUCGUGUUCAUGAAGUAAAUGCCCCACAGCAUUCGGAGAGGAUCCCGGGGCAUGCGACCUCGAGAAAGUCACGACCCAAGUUGGAUAUCCCGCACCAACCCUUGGUUGCACCGGCAGCACUCGCACCGCAACCUUUAACCUCAAUGUUCAUCCGAAAUUCCGAGGUUAAGCAGCCUCUCGCCCCGGCCGAGGUCGCUCCGACACCCAUUGGGGCAGAACAUAUGCCCAUCCCAUCGUUUCCACCGUCACCAUCCACAUCACCAUCGGAAUCCAUGUCUUCUCAGCCGUCGUCCAACGACCGCGACUUUUGUAACUAUUUCUACUGCGACUCGCCUCCUUCACCUCCUCACACGAUCGAGGACCAGUUACAUGUCGCCUACGCACAUGAUGAUAUUCAUCUCGCUAAGAUUCUACUUCUCAAAUUAAGAGGCAUCGAAGUUACGUCGGACGAUGACCCUCGCAUAGCUGCGGUGCAGGAUGAGGAUUUUGACGAGUGCUUUCUUCCAAAUGGUAUGUUGCUGCUGACGGAGGAGGAGGAGCAGAGAGUAAAGAAGGCGCAGCGCUUAGAGGCUGAGAAGAUACGGAUAGAGUUAGAGAGAAGAGCGCUGAGGGAAAGGGAGCGCAAACAUGAGAUUUGGGAGAAACGGUGCGAGAAGAUUUGGGAGAACGAGAAGCUGCGUUUGCGGGAGGAGAAGGCGCGGAUUAAGCUAGCCAGGCGGAAACAGGAAGAACAGCGCAAAGCUCGCCAGCAGGAGCUCGAGUCGCAUCGCCCUGUCACGCUCAGCAGAUCGCGAAAACCAAAGUUGUCUUACAAUUCUUUGUCGCAAAGUCGCGUAUCAUCGGCCUCGUCAGCGUCGAAAACAUCGCCCUCUGGGUAUGCCUAUAGUUUUGUCGUUACUCCGGCCUUGCAGAUACCUCCGUCGCGACACAGGAAGAUGAAGGCCGCUUCAUCUCGUCCAUCCACGUCCAAGGCUCGCCGAGAAUACCCCGCUUAUACCUCAGACUACAGUACUGAUACCGCGAGCGACGAUACCGGAUUUGACGCGUCAGGGCCUUCAGUGUCAUUCAAAGAAGUGAUCACGUCUAUGAACGGGCCUCUCUUUCCUCUAAGCGCAUCUGAGCGUGCUCAUUCACUGUCCAGGUCAUCCAAGUCCGUCUCUACUUUGAAGCAUCAUCGUAGAUUAGACCCACUGGAUGUGCUUUUGGAUUCCGAAGCGACUAGUUGGGUACCUGAGGAGAGGCUACGGCGAAGGCUCGAUAAAGCGCCCCCAAGAGAUGACAACCAGCCUUCUGGGUGGAGCAGGAAGGACUCGUGUACCAUCUGCCGAACGAAUUCGUCGUCGAGCUCGAUAUCAUCUCCCACGUCUGCUAUCUCCGAUAAUAGCGACCUAUCGAGCUUCUCAUCGUUUACUUCGUCGAUGACCGAUAUCACGACUCCCCCGGUAUCACCCUCUUCCUCUUCCGAUGUACCUCUGGCACACUCACUUGCCGAUGCCAUGCAGCCACUCUGCCUGCCACCAGAGUUUGGCCUCUCAUCAUGUCGAUGUAUUCGACCCGUUUCGCGUUUAAUCGCGAUAGAUCCAUUCGAGGAUCCGCUCUUCGUACGCCCGCUCCCUGAAAAGUCUAAGGCCUUAUCAUCUCCCUUACCAUCUCCGAAGUUAAUGUCUCCUCAACCACUUUCGAAGACUCGCAAAGCAUCGAUAUCAUCCGUCUCAUCUCUCAUCAUCACACAAUCCAAUUCAAAGCUGGGACAGCACGUGAGCAGAUUUAUUCAGCUUGCGAAGGGGUUUCAGAACGCGUAUAUGCACGCGAUGGUUUACUCGGUUGUUCCCAAUUGUGAUGAUUUGUACCGCGAUGACUCGAUCCAAACUUCUCCCAAGAUGAAGAAGAUGCGGUUAAUGCCGGAUGGUUAUCGCACCAGUAAAGAGCAGGUCGCGGAGUUUAUAUGCAACCUUGAUUCUUUGGAAUCUUCGUCGACUCCUCCGACGUUUAUCUCUCUCGGAAACGGGGUAGAUGCGCUACAGCACACCGUCCUCAAACAGCCGUUCCGCUAUCAGACCCGGUUGAAGCGCGGCUUGGAGCCUUAUAUAUCACCCUUCCUGCGUGCACAUCAGCAGGAACGUGUGGCUAAGUCCCGGAUCCGGAGGAACGAGCCAAUGCUGGACCUGCGAGAUGACAGCGAGUUUCGUCGAGUGAUAUCACGAAGUAGAUCACUCUCACCACAUCCAGAACUGAGGAAAAGAAUCAUCGAGAAUCCGCUGUUGGUGAGGAUGCAGGCUUUACAGGGUGCUGUGUUGGAGCGUGGUGGAACAUGGGACGCGCCGAUGGUGAGGGCCGGCAGGUUAAGUUGUGGAAAGGAGAAGAUCCUUGUUUACACGACGGCGUUCAUAAGUGAUAGUCCAUUAGGCAUUCAUCGUUGA